Molecule: messenger RNA, 1177 nt
Organism: Cornus florida
Lineage: Eukaryota; Viridiplantae; Streptophyta; Magnoliopsida; Cornales; Cornaceae
Product: BAG family molecular chaperone regulator 2-like
Exons: 4
Coding region: 176-958 (260 amino acids)
Biological process (GO): protein stabilization
Cellular component (GO): cytoplasm
Molecular function (GO): adenyl-nucleotide exchange factor activity; protein-folding chaperone binding
Source: RefSeq, a predicted model, not a curated record
AGUACAUAGCAUCACCACAACAUUUUAUAUAAUGUACACUAUAUAUAUAUACACACACAGUAUAAACACAGCCCUGUUUGUGUCGGCAGAAAAUGGGUAGUUAGUUCUUGGUGUUUAAGAAAUAUAUAUAUAUUUUUUCUUGGUAAUUUAUGUUUGUAAGUUGGAGAUAACGAAGAUGAUGAAGAGAAGAUUGAAUUUUAACAGUAAAAUGAGAGAGAGUUCUGCAAAUGCGAUGACGACGACAUCGUCAAUGUCGAAAGAAGAAAAGGUUGAUUGGGAGAUGAGACCCGGUGGAAUGUUGGUCCAGAAGAGAAGCGAGAAUUGUUCAGAUGCUCCGGCUCCGAAUUUGCUUCUACGGAUAGCUUACGGGGCGGUCCGAUACGAGAUCUCGGUGAAUUCUCAAGCAACAUUUGGUGAGCUGAAGAAGCUGCUGACGGUGGAGACUGGGUUACAACCAGCCGAGCAGAGACUAAUUUUCCGAGGAAAAGAGAGAGAAAAUGGGGACUAUCUGGACAUGUGUGGGGUCAAAGACCGAACAAAAGUCAUAUUGAUGGAGGAUCCAUCCAGCAGGGAGAAAAGAUUCAUCGAGAUGCGUAAGAAUGCGAAGAUCCAGAGCGUACAUCGCGCCAUCAACGACGUGUCCAUGGAGGUUGAUAAGCUGGCAGAGCAGGUCUCUGCCAUCGAAAAGUCAAUUGGAAAUGGUAAUAAGGUACCCGAAGUUCAGAUCACAACAUUAAUAGAGAUGUUAAUGCUACAAGCUGUCAAGCUAGAUACCAUUUCUGCAGAAGGAGAUGCGUAUGCUCAAAAAAUUAUGCAGGGCAAGAAAGUUCAGAAAUGUGUUGAAACACUUGAUGUGGUGAAGGUAUCAAAUGCACGAAUAAAGCCUGUGGUAGUGACAACCAAAUGGGAGACAUUUGAUCCUCCUCCAACCACCACCCAUUGGGAAUUUUUUGACUGAUUCUGAUUUGCUCAUUAUUUAUUUUUUUAUUUUAUUUUUUUUUUUUUCAUGUAUGUAUCUACUAAAUAUAUAAGCAAGCCAUUCCACUUGUACUUACAGUCCCUCCCUACAACUCAGCCAAUAAAAGUUGGUCAUAUUUUAGUAGACAACUAAAGUUUUGUUGAACAUUUUGAUGUGGAUAAUUAAGUUUAAAAUCAUUAAUAGAACUAUUUUCCUAUA